CUCGCCGAACGUGGUAGACAGUUCUUCUUCGGUCCUUCUUCGGUCCUCAGAUUCGGAUUCGUCCUCUUGCGACUUUUGUCUAGCGGAAAGUGUCCAGUCCCCCCAAAAAGCAGCCAAAAUGAAAUUCCUAAUCAUGACCAUCUGCCUGUUCGUGCUGGCGUUCGCCCUGACCGCGGCCCUGCCUGCCGUGCACGACGAGGGUAUCUUCGGUGACGAUGGAACCGCGGACGAUGCCUUCAACCCCCAGGACCCGCAGGCCUUCCUGCUGAAGAAGCUGCUGCUCAAGAAGAAAUUGCUGCUGCUCGGUUAAAAAGAAGCUUUAUCCCCCCUUUCCCCGUUCCCCUUUCUCGCCUAUAAGCAAAAGACCCAAUCAUCUCGCCGUUCUAUAGCUGAUAAGAGAAUACAGAGAGCCAGAGAGAGAGGGAGAGAAAAUCCAAAAAACUCACAUAAGACUCAUGCGAACCGCAACCAAGAUGCAACAGCAAACAGCAGAGUGAAAGAUAGAGAGAGAGUGAGAGAGCAAGACUUGGGGGGGCAGACUGUGUUUGCUCCUUUCUUGCGACCACAAACCCGAACCACCACCCUCUAGCGUUGAGCCUCGCAAGGUCAGCGGCAUCGAGUUCGAUCGAGAUGUCAAACCCGGGACCCGAGAGAGCUCCGGCUUCUUCUCUAAGGUGCAAUACUCUUAUCACGUCGCUCGAGUAUCGAGUAAGAAGACGCGGGCGUUUCGUUUUUUUUUUUUACAAAAACCUAUUUUUUAGCAAACACAAACACCUUGCCUCAGGACACCAGUUAGAACGUGUACGAGUGUGCGCGUUCGAUAGCUACGAGGGUGCUAGAAUGGAGACAAAACACGAGAGAAACACGAGAAACCGUGUCUCAAACAUUCAAACAGAAAAGAACAUA
Molecule: messenger RNA, 906 nt
Organism: Anopheles aquasalis
Lineage: Eukaryota; Metazoa; Arthropoda; Insecta; Diptera; Culicidae
Source: RefSeq, a predicted model, not a curated record